This is a messenger RNA of Vigna umbellata (rice bean), 963 nucleotides long. RefSeq names its product MADS-box transcription factor 23-like. Lineage: Eukaryota; Viridiplantae; Streptophyta; Magnoliopsida; Fabales; Fabaceae. Gene Ontology annotation, cellular component: nucleus. The record is from RefSeq and is a predicted model, not a curated record. Gene Ontology annotation, molecular function: DNA-binding transcription factor activity; RNA polymerase II transcription regulatory region sequence-specific DNA binding; protein dimerization activity. Gene Ontology annotation, biological process: positive regulation of transcription by RNA polymerase II.
AUUGCAUCAUGUAACUCUCCUAGAUUAGGAACAUUCAUCUACGGAAAUCUUGUCCUUCUUCUCCUUCUCUCCUCUGCUUCUCUCUCAUUACAACCCACUCCCAUAAUUUUCAAGUUAAAGGUGUGAUAUUUGUGAUUAUUUUAAGUAAAGAUGGGGAGAGGGAAGAUUGCGAUUCGAAGGAUCGACAACUCGACUAGCCGACAAGUGACUUUCUCAAAGAGAAGAAAUGGAUUGCUGAAGAAAGCUAGAGAAUUAUCAAUUCUUUGUGAUGCUGAAGUUGGAUUGAUGGUGUUUUCCAGCACUGGAAAGCUUUAUGACUAUGCAAGCACAAGCAUGAAAUCUGUUUUUGAGCGCUACAACAAGCUAAAAGAGGAACAUCAUCACCUCAUGAAUCCGGCUUCAGAAGAAAAGUUUUGGCAGACAGAAGCAGCAAACUUGAGGAAACAGCUUCAGUAUUUGCAAGAAUGCCACAGGCAAUUAAUGGGUGAAGAACUUACGGGUUUGGGUAUCAAAGAACUACAAAAUCUGGAAAACCAACUGGAGAUGAGUCUAAAGGGUGUUCGCAUGAAAAAGGAUCAAAUUUUAACAAGUGAGAUUAAAGAACUGCGCCAAAAGGGAAAUCUCAUUCAUCAGGACAAUGUUGAACUCUAUCAAAAAAUGGACCAGAUUCAAAAGGAAAAUGCAGAGCUACAGAAGAAGGUUUUCGGAAGCAGGAGUACAGGUGAAGAAAAUGUGGCAUCCAGUCCUUCUUACAUGGUCAGAAAUGAAUAUGAAUUACGUCCACCAAUCAGUCUCCAGCUAAGUCAGCCACAGACUCAAUACAGUGAACCAUCAGCCAAAGUAAUGAAACUCGGAUUGCAGCUGCAUUAGCAAAAAAUUGUUCAGUAAACGGGGAUUUGUCAUUUUGUGACAAGAAGCAACUGUUACAACUUCUGCCUAGAAUGGUCAGACUUUCCACGAGUU